Messenger RNA from Exophiala oligosperma, 1455 nucleotides. RefSeq lists its product as uncharacterized. The transcript has 3 exons. Gene Ontology annotation, biological process: transmembrane transport. The coding region runs from base 1 to 1455 and encodes 484 amino acids. Gene Ontology annotation, cellular component: fungal-type vacuole membrane. The record is from RefSeq and is a predicted model, not a curated record. Lineage: Eukaryota; Fungi; Ascomycota; Eurotiomycetes; Chaetothyriales; Herpotrichiellaceae. Gene Ontology annotation, molecular function: transmembrane transporter activity.
AUGGCUUUAGAGGAUCACAACGACAUCGUGGCAUUGGAGACGGUGACGUCGAGAAAUCAAACGGUUGCAGAGCAGAGUGAGAGUUUCGAAGACGGCAAUGACAAUGGUCAUGAUCAUGGACAAGACGCAGGUCCAGAUCUCCCGCCGAUCGAUCGAGGUCGUGCAGCUUGGAGGAUGUUAUUUUCGGCCUUUAUCUUCGAGUCUCUGCUUUGGGGUUUCCCUCUCUCCUUUGGUGUUUUCCAAAACUAUUACUCUCGAAUCCCGAGGUUUGCGAACCAACCCUAUGUCUCGAUCAUCGGGACAGCGGCGACCGGGAUAACCUACCUGGGGGCACCGUUGAUCAUUCCGUUAGUAAAACGGCUUGGACGGUAUCGAAUGGUCAUUAUCUGGGUCGGAUGGUCGAUGUGCAUCGUUGGUGUCCUCGCCAGCUCCUUUGCAGAGACCUUGCCCGCGAUCAUCUUCACCCAGGGAGUCAUGUACGGAGUCGGAUUCGCACUCUUCGAAUACCCCAUCAUCGGAAUGGUGAACGAAUUCUGGGUGGCUCGCCGCGGCAUGGCUUACGGUAUAUUGUGCGCGUCUUCGGGCGUCUCGGGCGUCGUCAUGCCCGUAGCCCUCGAGGCGUUGUUGAAGAGGUACGGCUUGUCUACGACGUUACGGGCCGUGGCGAUCGGGAUAGCCAUCCUCACUGGUCCUUUGAUUCCACUACUCAAAGGACGUAUUCCUUUGUCUCAACAACAACAACAGCAGCAGCGGCGGCGGCGGCAGCAGCAGCAGCAGCAGCAGCAACAACAACAAGAACAACCCACCACCCCUGGUCCAACACAGCACACAGACUGGGGUUUCCUGCGCGUACCAUUGUUUUGGAUAUACGCCGUCUCCAACCUCCUGCAAGGGUUGGGGUACUUUUUCCCUUCGUUGUACCUCCCCUCGUACGCGACCACCUUGGGCAUGGGCGCCCGACGAGGUGCGCUGUUGCUGGCCCUGAUGAGCGUGGCACAGGUCCUGGGACAAUUCAGCUUCGGGUACAUCUCGGACCGACGGCGGUUCAGCGUCAACACCCUCAUGGUCACGUCGACCCUCGUGUCCGCCGCGGCCGUGUUGACGCUGUGGGGUCUCGCGCGCACCUUCGGCCUGCUGUGUCUGUUUUCCCUCCUCUACGGCUUCUUCGGCGCCGGAUACACGGCCAUGUGGGCGAGGAUGGGCACCACCGUCACCGCCGACACGACCGCCGCUUUCGCCGCGUUCGGUCUGUUCAAUUUCGGCAAGGGCCUGGGGAACGUGUUUGCGGGCCCCAUCGGUGCGAACCUUCUGGUCGACUCGGUUGGAGAUUCGGAUUACGGCGCCACAAAGUACAAGGCCGUCGUGCUCUUCACCGGGUCGUGUAUGCUGGCCAGUGGCGCAAGUGCCUUGACUGCGUACUUGAAGCCGUUCAAGGCUACCGCGGUGCGUGAGUGA